Chlorella variabilis is the source of this 1641-nucleotide messenger RNA. RefSeq lists its product as hypothetical. Bases 1 to 1641 code for a protein of 546 amino acids. The record is from RefSeq and is a predicted model, not a curated record. Gene Ontology annotation, biological process: carotenoid biosynthetic process. Gene Ontology annotation, molecular function: oxidoreductase activity. Lineage: Eukaryota; Viridiplantae; Chlorophyta; Trebouxiophyceae; Chlorellales; Chlorellaceae. The transcript has 12 exons.
AUGUCGCCGCCGCGGCCGCACGCAAAGCGGAGGGGACGGGGGCUGAGGGUGCAGGCACAGGCAGUAGGAGCGGCGGGCAAGGCGCCCCGGGUCGUUGUGAUUGGGGCGGGAGCUGGAGGCCUUGCUGCCGCUGGCCGCCUGGCGCGGAACGGGUGUGACGUUACGGUCGUUGAGAAAAAUGGAGAGCCUAGUGGGCGCUGUGCAAUGCAGGUCGGCGGCCGUGUGCAGUCUGUUGUCUCCCCCGACGGCGCCUUUCGCCAUGACCCCGGCCCCUCGCUGCUGCUCUUCCCAGACAAGUACCGCGAGGCCUUUGCCGCCAUGGGGACCUCGCUGGAGGAGCAGGACAUCAUCAUUUCCAGGGUUUCUCCGGCUUACAGAGUCUUCUUCGCAGGUGGCGGUCGCCAGCCCUCCCCUUUCUCCCAGCUGGACCUGUUGAAUGAUGAGGCAGACAUGGCGGCGCAGCUAGAGGCAGUAGAGCCUGGCGCGGGCGACGGAUACAGGCGGGUGCGGUUCCUGCGCAUGGCCCGCAUGCAUCUGCGCAUGGGCGUCCCGUACUUUAUUGAACGAGACUUUGAGGAGCUGGCCAACGCCAAGGGGCUGCAGGACCUGCUGCCCUUCCUAGGGCAGAUCAAUGUUCUGGAUCUGCUGGGUCAGCAUGACUGGCGGCUCAAACAGUUUUUCAAGGACCAGCGCCUCAGGGCGAUGUUCACCUUCCAGAAUCUUUAUGUUGGGUUAACACCUUACUCCGCCCCAGCCGUGUUUGGCUUGCUGGCGGGCACGGAGCUGACCCAAGGAAUAUGGUAUCCAUUGGGAGGGUUUACAAAGGUGCGGGACGGGCUGCGUCGGGCGGCCGAGUCCUGUGGGGUGCGGAUCCAGACGGGCGCCGAGGUGGUGGCCAUCAGCACCGACCCAGCCGGCGGCCAGGUCACAGGAGUGGAACUGGCCGAUGGGCAGCAGCUGGCUGCCAGUGUGGUGGUCUGCAACCUCGCCGCAUAUGCCAGGCAGCAGCAUGAGCGGCUGGGGCGGCUCAAGUACAGCGCAGGCGUGAUAGGGUACAAUUGGUGCGUUGAUCGUGAGUUGGCGGGACUAGCGCACCACAACGUCUUUCUGUCUGAGGAAUGGGUGCAGUCGUGGCGGCCUGCAACCCAACCUAAGGAAUUUCCGCAUUCUCCAAAUUUUUAUGUUCAUGCUCCAUCGAGGACAGACGGCUCGGCGGCGCCACCAGGGUGCGACAGCAUCAUGGUGCUCCUCCCUGUGGCCAACCAGCAACAGUGCGGCAGUGACUACAGCAGCUUGGUGGCAGCAGGGCGGGAGCGCAUCUUGCAGACCUUUGCUGAAGCUGGGGUGGGGGAUGAUGUGGGAUCAUCCAUCCAGCACGAAGAGGUGAUAACGCCACCCGACUGGCAGCAGCGGUACGGCUUGCGGCACGGCGCCGCCUUUGGACUGGGGCAUGACUUGGAUCAGCUGUCGCUCUUCAGGCCGUCCAACGUUGAUUCGCGCAUUCGUGGCCUCUAUUUCGUGGGUGCCUCAACCAGGCCUGGCAAUGGGGUGCCUCUCUGCUUGAUUGGGGCCAAGCUGACCGCCCAGCGCGCAAGUGCCACCACGGUCAGGGUGCGGGAGUGGUCGAUACCCAGUGCCUGA